AUGACGGCUGAAAUAACGACGACAGGAAUAUCGAAUGAUUUACAGCCGAAUUCUUCGAUAGACUUGAUGAAUCUAUCUUCGGAUAUUAUUGAAAGUACAACUGCAACAACAAAUUCCCUGUUGGACUCUAUAGACGUGAAUGAACCACCGACGAAAAAAUGUAAAGUCACAACAAAUGAAAAGCCUCGUUUACUUGAAGAUCGAAUUGGCUCGAUUUUAUCAUGCUGCAUCUGUUUGGAUCUUUCGACCCUUCCGAUAUAUCAAUGCGUCAAUGGACAUCUAAUGUGUGCUUCAUGUUUUAAUCAUCUAUUAGCAGAUUGCAAAUUGAAAGACGAACAGACAACAUGUCCGAAUUGUCGUUGUGAAAUUUCAAAAUCUAAUUGUACCCGAAAUUUAGCUGUCGAAAAAACGAUCUCCGAACUACCGAUUCAGUGCGAUUAUUGUUUACAAACUUAUUUACGUUCCGAGAUCAAAGCUCAUCGAAUUCAGAACUGUGCUGAACGACCAGUCGUAUGUGACUAUUCAUUACUUGGUUGCAAUUGGAACGGACCAUUUCACACAUUAUCAUCACAUUUAACGGUAUGUGAAUACCCAUCGAAAACUGGCUUAGAACUAAUCGAAACAAUUCAAGCACAAAAACGGGCGUAUGAUGAGGAGAAAAAGUGUCUUGAAACGGUUGUGGAUUUAUUAUCAUUGAAUCAAAUUGGAGUUAGCGAUUUGAUUCUCAAGCCGUUUCGAACGGAUGAUUUUGUUGCUAAACUUUAUUUUGAAACAUCUCGUUUUACUGCCUUGCAAUAUCAGUGGCAAGUCCGUGCACGCAUCAACGAUAAUAAUCCUCAUCCUCAUACAACGGUCAACCGGUCAUUAAGUUAUCAAUUGGUGUUAAAAUCGAAAAUAAGCCAAACAAUUGAUUUGAAAUUUUUCCUUCUCAAAGGUCCACACGGCGACCCAUCGACAUCGCAAGUUCAACCGAUUAUCUAUCAUUUCGAAUUCAAUCCAAACAAUACGGAAACUGAAUAUUUAAAACUGCCCAUUACAUCUCAAGAAUGUAAUCGAAUGUUAUCAUCAUCAUCGAUUAGCUUUCGUUUACUCAUGGUUCAACUAGACAAACCAUGA
Adineta ricciae is the source of this 1116-nucleotide messenger RNA. The record is from the annotation of a GenBank genome assembly. Lineage: Eukaryota; Metazoa; Rotifera; Eurotatoria; Adinetida; Adinetidae.